This is a messenger RNA of Protopolystoma xenopodis, 1164 nucleotides long. The record is from the annotation of a GenBank genome assembly. NCBI's taxonomy places the organism in Eukaryota, Metazoa, Platyhelminthes, Monogenea, Polystomatidea, Polystomatidae.
AUGUUAACCCAUAACGUUGUGGGUGGCGUUGACAUUGAUUGUUCAUUGAUGAAGCCCAGCAACGCCUUCCCUGUAGCAGACAAUAAUUUUACAGGCUCUCUAUUUGCCUUAAGAGGCGGAACUACUACAAUAUUAAGCACCAUACAUACGGAGCCGAAUACUUCUUUGGUUGCAGCAUUUAAUUCUUGGAUGAUAGAAGCUGGUAAUCCCGACACAGGCUUACGCUGCGACUAUGCUGUCUGCCCGACCUUACCCGGUUUCUCCCUUGAUGUCGUGGAUGAAAUGCGCUCUCUUGUGUCUGAUCAUGGUGUUGCUUGUUUUUCUCUUGAUCAUCUGGGCCCCUCCGUUGACUAUUCUUCUCAAUGUCAGUUUAGUAGCACUGCAUUUUUGGGUGGACUGUCCGCCUGUCGAGACCUAGGUGCAUUGGCUUGUAUAACAGCUUCUGUUUCCAAGAUCAUUUCGGAUAGGAUUUCAACUCGUUUGAUAAACUGCUAUCCUAAAAUAGGUCCGGAAGGCCAUAUGCUUUCGAGGCCUGAACGUGGUGAAUGUGAUUGUGUUUCUAGAGCUGCUCUUUUGGCUUGUCAUGCAAGUGAUAAGAUAUGUCCUUUACUUAUUCGUAGAAUUUGCAGUGCUCCCGCACUUAGCACAUUUUCGCAACUUCGUUGCAAUGGAAAUUUAUCAUCCGGUUUGAUUUUUGGCAUGACAACUGCUCCAGCUCUAGGAAGCAAGUUAAAAUGCCAAGGCGACAGAGUUUUAUCGUUUUCCUCCGAUUGGAGCAGUGCUGCUGGUUGUGUUUCUAAUCCACCGAUCCGGAUUGACCCUGAGGUCUCACAAUAUUUGGCCGCUCACUUGGCUGCGGGAGAUCUGUCAGCAGUAGGAUCUUCUCACUUGGCAUUCUCAACCAUCGUCAAGGCGUCUCUUGGUCGCGACGACUUUAGGCGUCUUCCUGAGGGGAUAGCAGCUAUUGGGGCUCGUUUGCCUGUAGUAUGGCAAACAUGUGUGCGUUCUAGUGGAUUAUUGGAUCCUUGUUCCUUUGUUUCUGUUGUCAGCACUAACCCUGCUAGAUUGGCAAAUCUAUAUCCUCGAAAGGGCCUUAUCUCCCCUGGCUCUGACGCUGAUCUUCUGGUUUGGAAUCCAGAGCAUACUCUUGAUCAUGGUAAUUGA